Messenger RNA from Neurospora tetraspora, 424 nucleotides. RefSeq lists its product as uncharacterized. NCBI's taxonomy places the organism in Eukaryota, Fungi, Ascomycota, Sordariomycetes, Sordariales, Sordariaceae. The coding region runs from base 145 to 360 and encodes 71 amino acids. The transcript has a single exon. The record is from RefSeq and is a predicted model, not a curated record.
AUAGAAUGCGGCAUGCAAGAAACUGUCUUCCCUGCCCGCAUAUUCGAUCUCCCCUGAACACGAGGCAACGGAACUCGGCGCCUCGUAUCAACGGAGGAGAAUCAAAACCGCGCGGGGUCCAGGUGGAAUAGAAAAGUCUCGGUCAUGGCACACGAAACCAUUCCAGCUCGCUGGGUGUGGCAGAGCUGCUUAUCAGCCAUGCGAGCCAUGUUUGAGGCGUUUGUCUAUUUUGCUCUUUGUCUUGGUCAUCCAUUGUCUAUAUGUGGUAACCAAGAUGGUGUCUAUAAGUUUGGUAUUAUUGCUUUGGGAAUCUGGGGAGGGAGCGUGACAUCAUCACCAACCACGGUCAAGACGGUCUAGAUGAUCAUGGUCCUCUGGCCCACCAAGGUGCCAAAUGAGUGAGAGCCGAAAGGGAUAUAACACA